UCGAAAGAAACAAGCAGGCCUCUCCUCUCUUUGCUUCCUGUUCACAAAAUGAUCCCAAAACAGAGCUAUUAAUGCCGUCUCCCGAGGGAACUCAACAACAACAAAACAGAGGAAGUUGCCUUGUGGCAUCAAGAAAAGCAGAACCAACUGCAAGAAGAGCCAAUAAGAGAGAUGGGGAAAGGGUGGAAAGUUGCUGCUGUUAUUGGGCUGACAGCAGUAAUAGCAAGAGAAAUGAACAAACAAUUCGGAUGGGACAAAGACGCAGCUCUUCAGCUAUUUGUUGAAUGGUCAAAUCGAUUAGGGGUAUGGGCGAUGCCUGUUUACGUUGGGAUUCACACAAUCACUCUCGCUUUCUGCUUGCCUUACGCUGUUUUCUUCGAGGCUGGUGCUUCUUUGUUAUUUGGGUUCUUGCCUGCUGUUUUAUGCGUCUUCUCUGCCAAGCUCUUAGGUGCCUCUCUUUCCUUCUGGAUCGGCAGGUUACUUUUCAGGAGUUCAAGUUCAGCAAUGGAGUGGGUGCAGAGUAACAAAUAUUUCCAUCUCCUUUCCAGAGGAGUUGAACGAGAUGGAUGGAAAUUUGUUCUUCUUGCACGCUUCUCACCCAUGCCCUCCUAUGUUAUAAACUAUGCUCUAGCUGCUACAAAAGUUGGGUUCAUGAUUGAUUUUCUACUCCCUACAGUUAUUGGCUGCCUCCCAAUGAUCCUACAGAAUACAUCCAUCGGUAGCCUUGCUGGUGCUGCUGUUGCUUCGGCAUCAGGCUCUAAAAAAUCUCAGGUUUGGUCUUACCUAUUUCCCGUACUUGGGAUAGUAUCAAGCAUCCUUAUUUCCUUGAGGAUCAAAAAGUACUCGACUGAUAUAACUAUGGUGGAAUCCUCUGCCAGUGAUUGUACUCCCGGCUCUUGUGAUGUUGAUUCGCAUCAGACCUUUUCUACUAGAAAAGGAAGUGAGGGCCUGAGGAAAAGUCAAUAAAGGACUCUGAUAUUGCCUGUUUACUUGAUCAGUACUUAUCCUCUUUGAUAGCAAUGAUUUAGAAUAUCUGAUCCAUUUUGGUUGCAUUCGAAUACUGCUGAUUCAUCCCAUUCUUUCUCUUGAAACAUGGAUAUGUUAUGUCAGAAACUGGACAAAUGUAUGAUUCAGUUGUCUUUAGAAAAUAGAUAGCUUAAACUCAGCAAUUAACUAAUCAGUACGCAGUACAUUUUGGCCAUUUCUUGAUGCAUCAUGUCAUAUUUCCCCAGUCCAUGGAUUUGAAUAUUGUUUUCUAAUUUUCUGUGGAGAAAAAAAUGCUGUUGAUACACGUACUGUACUUUGCCUGACUUGUUUUUAUGAAGUCACCUUGCGGUGGAAUAUUGUGAUUCUGCUGUAUUCAUAAUCUAUUACUGUGAUAAAAUUCCCUGCUGUGAAGUUUAA
Populus euphratica (Euphrates poplar) is the source of this 1404-nucleotide messenger RNA. RefSeq lists its product as uncharacterized. The coding region runs from base 172 to 966 and encodes 264 amino acids. Gene Ontology annotation, cellular component: membrane. NCBI's taxonomy places the organism in Eukaryota, Viridiplantae, Streptophyta, Magnoliopsida, Malpighiales, Salicaceae. The record is from RefSeq and is a predicted model, not a curated record. The transcript has 2 exons.